Trichoderma aggressivum f. europaeum is the source of this 393-nucleotide messenger RNA. RefSeq lists its product as uncharacterized. Lineage: Eukaryota; Fungi; Ascomycota; Sordariomycetes; Hypocreales; Hypocreaceae. Bases 1 to 393 code for a protein of 130 amino acids. The transcript has a single exon. The record is from RefSeq and is a predicted model, not a curated record.
AUGAUCGAACCCAUUCUGGAAACACUCCUCGCCAGCCUGGCAGUACGACCCGCUCGGACAGCAGACCCCGUUCUUCGGCAUGCACUUCUUCUCGCCACAAGGCACCUCGCCAAGGUCACAAGUGAUCUCAUCGCCGCAGACGUGUCCAAUGGGACAGCACCCGUCGGCGACGCAAGAAUUGCCCUGCUUGCAGUAUCCCCCGCCGCCGUCGGUGCAGCACACUCCCACGGAGGGCAUGCAGCCGUCGUUGCAGACUACCUCGCCGGGACGGCAUUGGGCGGCGGUGACGACGGCGGAGGCGUCUUGGAAGUGGGAGGACGGCGAGAGUUGGGCGAGGAGGCGUGCGGGAGGCUUACGCGAGAAGAGGUUUGUGGCGGCGAGAGUUGGGGAUGA